CCGCCAAAAGAAUACCUCUCGGAAGCUAUGACUAUAAAUAUCGACCGAUUCGAUUUUAUUGGUCUCAUCUUUGAGUUUCUCUCGGUAUCAUAUUUCAGAGUUUCAAGCUUUCAAUUCUCUCUCUCAACUCUCAAGUGUGAAGAAGCCAGUUCAUUCUGAUGGAUCCAUACACAUUGAAGUCCGUGCUAGAUUUGCCUGAACUUUUUCGCUCAGCUUUUAAUUUCAGAUAUUUUAAUUCCCUACAGAGUGAAUGCUUUUCUAUUUGUUUCUACUCUGAUGUAAAUAUGGUUGUCUCGGCACCAACUGGAAGUGGCAAAACAGUGCUCUUCGAGCUGUGCAUUCUGAGGCUUCUCUCAAGGUUCAUCUCUGAGGGGAGAUUUGUUCACAGAAAGGGAACCCUUAAAACGAUCUAUAUAGCCCCAUCCAAAGCAUUAGUACAGGAGAAGCUCCGGGAGUGGGGCCAGAAGUUUGGAUCAUGGGGUAUAAACUGUUUGGAGCUGACAGGUGACAAUGAAUAUUACAACACAAGGAACAUACUAGAAGCGGACAUUAUCCUAACUACUCCAGAGAAAUUCGAUGCAGUAACACGAUAUCGCAUAAAGGAUGGUGGCCUAAGCUUUUUCAGUGACAUUGCACUUCUACUUAUUGAUGAAGUCCACCUAUUGAAUGAUCCACGUGGAGCAGCUCUGGAGGCAAUAAUUAGUAGAAUAAAAAUGAUUGCACGUAAGCCUGAGAUGAAAUCAUGUCCUCUGGGUAGUGUCCGCUUUCUGGCUGUGUCAGCCACAAUUCCAAACAUUGAGGACCUUGCGGAAUGGCUUGAUGUCCCUGUUGAAGGAAUUAAAAGGUUUGGAGAAGAGAUGAGGCCGGUAAAGUUAUCUACAAAAGUCUUUGGUUAUGCCCCAGCAAAAAAUGAUUUUCUAUUUGAGAAGCGUCUUCAAAACUACAUUUUUGAUAUUCUGAUGCAAUAUUCGAGAGGAAAAUCUGCUCUGGUUUUUUGUUCAACUAGAAAAGGAGCACAAGAAGCUGCACAGCAACUCACACAGACAGCAAUGAGCUUUGGUUAUUCAAAUCCAUUUAUUAGAGACCGUGAACAGCAGGAGAGGCUAAGAGAAGCUUCUCUAUCAUGUAGUGACAAACAAAUGCAAUCUUAUAUCCUAUAUGGAGUUGGUUACCACAAUGGUGGACUUUGCUUGAAAGAUCGCAGCCUCAUUGAAGGACUUUUUCUUAAGGGAGAUAUUCAAAUUCUGUGCACAACAAAUACUCUUGCUCAUGGAAUUAACCUACCAGCACAUACAGUAGUAAUAAAAUCAACACAGCACUUCAACAAGGAAAAAUGUCUUUACAUGGAAUAUGACCGAUCCACCAUACUGCAGAUGUGUGGAAGGGCAGGGCGGCCACCCUUCAAUGACACAGGAACUGUAAUAAUAAUGACAAGAAGAGAUACUGUUCAUCUGUAUGAGAAUCUCUUGAAUGGAUGUGAAAUGGUGGAAUCCCAGUUGCUUUCAUGUUUGACAGAACACUUGACUGCAGAAAUUGUUCAACUGACGGUUUCUGAUAUUACACGGGCAAUUGAAUGGAUGAAGUGCUCAUAUUUGUAUGUGAGAAUGAAAAAGAACCCUCAAAAUUAUGCAGUUAGGAAAGUGAUUUCCAAAGACCGUAUAGAGAAGCACAUCCAAGAACUCUGUGUUCAAAAAGUUAAUGAGUUGUCAAGCCAUCAAAUGAUCUGGGCCGAUGAAGAUGGUUUCCUCUUGAAACCGCUAGAGCCUGGAAGAUUGAUGACCAAAUACUAUUUGAAAUUCAAUACAAUGAAGCACAUUAUGCAGGCCCAAGUAAACUGCAGUUUAGAAGAUGGCCUCCAUGUUAUAUGUCACGCUGAAGAGAUUGCUUGGAUACAACUUAGGCGUAAUGAGAAGAAGCUUUUAAAUGACGUAAACAUCGACAAAGAUGGCCAGCUUCGCUUUCACAUUAAUGGUGAUAAAGGGAAGCGGAAAAAGCGUAUUCAAACCAGAGAAGAGAAGAUAUUUGUUCUCGCAAAUGAUUGCUUGACUGGGGAUCCUUCCGUUCAUGAUUUAUCUCUGACUCAGGACACGAAUGCUAUUUGCACAACCGGGUGCAGAAUUGCUAAGUGCAUGAAAGAGUACUUCAUAUACAAAAAGAAUUACAGAGGAGCUGUAAACUCCACCGUUCUUGCUAAAUCGUUAUAUCAAAAACUCUGGGAUGACAGUCCAUAUUUGCUGAAACAAUUAUCUGGGAUUGGAAUGGUGACCGCAAAGGCUCUACUCUCAAUGGGAGUCAAAUCAUUUGAAACACUAGCUGAAGCUGAUCCGAGAAGGAUAGAAAUAGUUACUGGUAGAAAAUAUCCAUUUGGAAACCAUAUCAAGGAGUCUCUACUGGCUUUACCUCCAAAAGUUGAUGUAAAGGUUGGAGAAGAAAAAUGCCAGGCACAAGGAAUGUCCAAGCUGGUAGUAAUAUUGACUAGGCUAUCACAGUCUGAACAGUCUACCAAACGACAUUAUGCUGACAUGAUUGUUGGUACAGAAGAGGAUAAUCUGAUUCUCUUUCACGAAAAAAUAAGCAGAGUUGAUGAGUUCUCCAGCCCCUACAGCAUUUCGGUUUUCCCACCAUAUCCCCAUCAAGGGAAGCUGACUGUUAAAGCUGACCUUAUUUUUGAAGAAUACAUUGGUAUUGAUAUACACCAGAAACUACAACUGGUUAAGGAGAAUAAUUCACCUGUGAAUCACAAACGUGGAAAUAAGAAGCCUUCCUUUAUUCCUCCACCCAAGGAAGUAUGUGUAGAAGAAGAAGAAAAUAAAGCCACAAUCCAAAAACUGCACCAGAAGCUUAACGAUGAAAGGAUUGAUAGUUCAAUGCCCAGUUUCAACCUUCUGGAUGAGGAGUUUGGAGAAGGUAAGGCAGCUAGUGAAUCUGAAGAGGAUGAUUGCAAAAUCAUAUCUGAGGAAACAAUAUUUAAACACAUACGUGAUAAAGCCAAGAAUUUCCCUGUCUUGACUGCAUCAAAGGUUGCCCAUUCUUCAUCAACAGAGCCACCUUUGAUUCUCACAAAAAAGCGCUCUCGUGAGAAGCACCUUGAACUCUCUGAUGUCUUAGAUGUCCCAGAAGAAACAGAGAUAAACAAAUUUCCGCAAAUGACUCCAAAGUGCCAUUUUUCUGCUGGAAGCUUGGGAACCAUAAACCUCGUGGAUAAGUCAGGUGGGCUUCUAUCUCACCAGGAAGAUGGCAUUUUGAAGACUUUAACUGAGGACACAAUCUUUGAUCACAUACGGAAAAAGUCUAAGAAUUUUCCAAUAUGCAACUUCAAUCUAUCAAGCACUACGGAGUCUAAGCCGCUGAUUCAAACAAAUGAAGACUCUUCGGAGAAUCAGUCCGAGUUUCGCAGUGGUGCUUCUGAGAUACUGUAUGCAAAUUCCAUGAUCACCAAUAAAAAUAAGACAUCAUGUACGAAAAUGCUGUCCUUUGAUAUUUCAAUGAUGAAGAGCAACAUGCGAUUUGGAGAACCAGGAAACAAGAUGGAGGUUACCAAGACGCAAAAGCAUUCUCCAAGUGCAUCAGGAAGGCAGUGCUCUCCAUUGGCACCAACAGAGAGAAGCAAAGAUGCACAUUCAUUUCUUGGGUUUAAGAGUGUCUUUUCAUUUCUCUAGCAUCUCUCAAACAUGUAAUGAGAAUAAUAGAUGUUUGUUUCAAUUCAAAGUUUUAUUAGUAUGCAUUCAGCUUGAAUUUUCUCUCUGGAUUUUCAUUCAUAAUUACCAAGAACACCCAAUUCCAUUUUAAGUGAUAA
Mangifera indica (mango) is the source of this 3796-nucleotide messenger RNA. RefSeq names its product DExH-box ATP-dependent RNA helicase DExH17. Gene Ontology annotation, molecular function: ATP binding; nucleic acid binding. The coding region runs from base 159 to 3659 and encodes 1166 amino acids. The transcript has 28 exons. NCBI's taxonomy places the organism in Eukaryota, Viridiplantae, Streptophyta, Magnoliopsida, Sapindales, Anacardiaceae. The record is from RefSeq and is a predicted model, not a curated record.